AUGACUGUCCUCUCAAACCCAGAACAAGCGAACAACACCUCAUCCUCUGGGGGCUCCCCACCGGAGGACAAGCCGUACCACUCAAAACGGCCUCACAAGAAGUCGAGAACAGGCUGUCGGAAUUGCAAGACCCGCAAGGUCAAGUGCGAUGAGGCUCGCCCGACGUGUCGCAACUGCGUGCUCCGCAAAGCCGAAUGCGUCUACCCCGGACCGGCCCACUCCCACGGCGACCACGCUCCGGGGUCUCCCUCAUCCAGCUCCGGCUCAAGCUCAUCGCGUGCCCAUACGCCGGGCCAGAGCGGCGAUGAGGACUUUAACGCGAUGGUCGUCAAGGAGCCAAUGUACAUCGCCUCGAAUCAGCAUGACGCCAUCGAUAUGAAGCUGCUUUGGUUCUAUACCACGAAUACCUUCAGCUCCUUCGCCACGCAGGCCGGACGAGUGAAGCGGAUCGACGACAUCCUCAAGAUCAAAAUCCCCGCACACGCUUUUGAGAGCCCAUUCCUCAUGGAUUGUCUUCUGGGCACGUCGGCACUCCAGCUCCAGCAUCUCGGACAAGACAUCGCUCCCUCACGAGCAUUGCGUUAUCGGGCCCGCGCAUUCGAGGGGUACCGCAAAGCCGUCGAAGAAUUCAAGCCGGAAACAUUCCCCGCUCUCAUCGCCACUUCACUUCUUCUUACCGCCCUAUCAUCGCAAAUGUUCCGCGAAGAAGGCACCAAGGAUUUAUACAUCAUCGACUGGAUGAUAGUCUGGCGCGGCAUCGGUCUCAUGAUCGAUAUGGCCACUCCGCAGACGGUCUGGGAAUCGGGCAUGGCUGAGCUCUUCUUCCGGCCGCCAAUCGACCUCGACAAGGCCGCGUUGCACAUUCCAAACAGUCUACUUUUCAUGAUCUCAUCGAUCAAGCCCGGCGAUCCGGACUACGAAGAUGUGCCAGUUUACUACGACACGCUCAAGUACCUGGGCUCACUCUACUCCGAGCUCGUACACGGCUUCGGGCCAAUUAUGACCCUUCGUGUUGUGACAUGGUUCACAUUUAUACCGAAAGGUUUUGUCGAACUGGGUCGGCAAAAACGGCCUCGGGCUUUGGUUAUCUUGGCACACUACCUCAUGUUUAUGAAGUCGGUACAAAAUUUAUGGUGGAUCGAUGGUAUCGCGGACCGAGAAAUUGCAGGAAUUGCAAAGUACUUGGGCGAGAAUUGGGCAAACGAACUCGCGGCACCACGCCUGGCAUUACUCCUGAACGACCGCACCGACGUUGCGCGCCUUUUACUCAACGACCCCGAGUGGGAAUCGCCCGGCGACUUUUACAGCGAACCCACAAGAGACCCCCGUGCAGAGGCUCUCACAUGGGUUGACGACACCGGUAAGCGGUAUAAAUCUAUGCCCAAGACCGUGGGUGCCUUGUACCCGUCGGAUCCAGCACCGAGAACGAAGGCGUGGGAAGGGGAGAACUACUAUCAAGAUAAGUUGCUACUUUCAGCGCCAAAUAGAGAUUACGCGGAGUCUGUUUUGCAGGCCAUGGACAUGGGGGUUCAGGAUAUGGAUAUGUCCAGGUGA
Molecule: messenger RNA, 1554 nt
Organism: Colletotrichum chrysophilum
Lineage: Eukaryota; Fungi; Ascomycota; Sordariomycetes; Glomerellales; Glomerellaceae
Exons: 1
Coding region: 1-1554 (517 amino acids)
Biological process (GO): regulation of transcription by RNA polymerase II
Molecular function (GO): zinc ion binding; DNA-binding transcription activator activity, RNA polymerase II-specific
Source: RefSeq, a predicted model, not a curated record